AUGUUGUCUGGACCGGAACCCAGUUCCAGUGAAGGAGAGGGCGACAAAAGAUCCUCAGUCGGCAGCGACCAGGAAGAGUCGCCGUGUCACUUCCUCCAAGACGAGGCUGACAGCAUGAUGCAUCUGAGCCAAGAGGUCGGCAACAUGUCGCUAUCGCCCGGCCCCUUUCGACGCCACGCCAAACGCCUGAAAGUCGACUUCCUUUCCGAAGGUCUGGAAGACAAGUCAAGUCCAGCAAUCUCGUCCUCAGAUGCGCUGGUGCCCGCACUACCUCUCCUUUCAGAUGUGGAUACCGCACCCUGUUUGGACCCCAUCCUCGCCGCCGCACAUCAUUUCCACUCGUUGGGAGUCGUGACCAUCACCUUCGACCUUGAGGAGGAGCGCAAUAAGAAGAGCGAAGUCAGGAAGGCCGCAAAGGAUAUGGGGUACUGGAAGCGGGCCAACCACGACAAUUGCCUGAGCGAGAAGUUUGCCAGGCCUGGGCGGAACUCCAUCGCCAUCAUCACGGAGGAGUCCGACCUAUUUGCAGUCGACGUCGACGUGAAGGAUGGGGGCUUUGAGGCGCUACAGCAGAUGCUCGAGGAGCACGACAACUUCCCAGAGGACACGCCCCGCCUGACGACGGGGAACAAGGGCAUGCACGUCCUCUUCUCCCUGUCCAAGUCCGAGGAGGCCGGUCUGCGGAACGGCAGCAAUCGGACCCGGAUCCGGUACAAGGGAGAAAAGGUGGGCAUCGACAUUCGCGGCAGAGGGGGGAUGCUGUACACGGCACCCAGCAGCUACCAGGGGCUUGACGGCGAGCUCCGGCGCUACGAGUGGGAUCACGAGAUCCUCCCCGACCGCUCUAAUCUCAUGGCAAUUCCGGAUUGGCUGAUUGCCAUCCUGAAUGAGGACCAAUCGGGACCGCCGCAGCAACAAGCCAAAGGCGGGCAUCCCUCGAGCUGCCUGCCCCCGUCGUGGGAGUUUUUUGAUAAAGAGCCCGACAUCGCCGUGCUGGAGCGCAUCAAAAGCUGUUUUGCAGAAUGCGGCGACAGUGGUUCGCGCUUCGACAAGCGAAAGGGCAACCUGUACGUCUUCCGGGUUCAAGGAGAGCGGACAUGCCCCUACGGUCAUCACCACCAGGGUUCCAACAAUCUUUCAAUCCUGGUGAAGGGCAGCAGUUUCUAUUACCACUGCAACUCGUCCGAGUGCCAGUCCAUCAUGCCACGGAAGCAGAUCGGCGACUUGAGUGGUGUCGAGGAAGAAGCACGUGGCUCUGUGCGACCAGUGGAUGUUGAUGGAGAUGAAGCCGUGCUCGGGAUUGUGUACACUUCGGCGGGCUUCUACAUGUGGACCGGGAAGGUGUACGAGCGGGCUCAUGACGUUCAAGUGCUGUACAUCCUCAUGCACCAGCUGAGCACGAUCAUCGACCGUGUCAGGCGCGAGCUGCGAGAGGAAGAGAGGAAAAUCCCCAAAGAUGACAAGGCCAAGCUAGAGAUAGUCGAGGCGAAGCUCAAGCUGCUUCGUGACUACAAUAACAGGCGUACCACGGAGGACACGUUGAAGGUUGUGAAAGGAAAGUUGUUCUCGAACACGUUUCUUAACGAGCUCGACCGCAAUCCUGACAUCCUCAACGUGAGCAACGGAGUGAUCGACUUGCGCACUGGCAAGCUCGACAUCCACCGCCCACGAUACAUGUGCACGAAGCUUGCAGAAACGAUCUAUAGCGGGCUCGAGCUUCCCUCCCCUCGGAUCGAAGACUUCUUCAACGAUGUGUUCAAAGGAGAGGAGGAGGUCAUCCGGACCCUCCAGAUUGUGCUCGGCUACGGCAUGACGGGGUCGAAGGCUUGCGAGAUCAUGGUCUUCUGGAUCGGAUUGGGCGGGAAUGGGAAGGGCGUGACCAAGGAGAUGUUGGAGAAAGCUUUGGGACCCUACUGCGGGGUCAUGUCCACGGACGUGGUGGUGAGAACGGCGGGGCAGAGACCGGCGUCCAAAGGCGCUCCCACUCCCCAUGUAUGCAUGCCUUGA
Messenger RNA from Klebsormidium nitens, 2007 nucleotides. The record is from the annotation of a GenBank genome assembly. NCBI's taxonomy places the organism in Eukaryota, Viridiplantae, Streptophyta, Klebsormidiophyceae, Klebsormidiales, Klebsormidiaceae.